Cordyceps fumosorosea ARSEF 2679 is the source of this 465-nucleotide messenger RNA. RefSeq lists its product as hypothetical. NCBI's taxonomy places the organism in Eukaryota, Fungi, Ascomycota, Sordariomycetes, Hypocreales, Cordycipitaceae. The record is from RefSeq and is a predicted model, not a curated record. Bases 1 to 465 code for a protein of 154 amino acids. The transcript has a single exon.
AUGGCGGUGCUGGAGCUGUUGUUGGAGACGAAAACGAGACCGACGGUCGUGAGUGUGUCACAUCCCCGUUGGUACUAUAACCGUGUGUUGAGGCUCGCUGCCGGCGGCGGCCACGACGAAGUUUGGAACGUCUUGUCGGCUGUGCGGCCGCUUGCAGAAAUUUACGAAGACCUUGAUGUGCAAGAACAACAGAUCUACGAUGAUCUACGUGUGAAAGUGACAGGUCAAGGCUCUAAGGGUAUUGUUGAACUUGUUGAAAAGUUCGCCAGCCUGAAGGACGACAGGUGGAAAGAGGCCAAGCUCGAAGGUAUCCUCGGAUAUGCUCUCCGGCGACGCAAUAUUGCCCUCAUCGAACUCUUACUAUCAUACUCAUCAGACGAACAAAGACUUCGAAAAAGGAUUUUGGAGGAUGGAAUAGGUCCAGCUUACACUGAAGAGUUUCAAGUUUGUGGCUCGGGGAGUUGA